AUGCAAAAUCCUGACAGCUCAAGGCAAUCUGAAUGUCAGCAGCUCCUCCAAUGGCGGCGAGCGCCGCCUCCACAGGUGGAUGAGCCGCUGCAACGUGUCCAGUCCAACCGAACGUUGCUGGAUAUCAUCCGCGAGGACCAGACCUCCGGGUUCGGCAGCCGCCGGAGAGACGGCAGAAGGAGCUGGCGGCAUUUGAGGGAGAAGAUCAGCCUCCGCCGCAGAGGCAGCGGCUCCGCGUGGUCCUCCACCGCUCCCACCCCGUCCACCGACCACCCCCUUAACAGCAACAGUCACCGGAUGACGAUGACGAUGGAUCGUCCUCCUCCUUCCAACCGUUCCAACUCAAACCUCAGUUCGGGCGAGUCCACUCAGCCCGAGUUCUCCACAGCCCCAGGUAUAAUAGUUCCAAAUUUGCACAGGAAUCCCACUGGACCAGUGGAGAGACCCAGCGGAGUAUUGGAGCACACGAGUCCGUUACACGGAGGCGCUAACGUGGAAGAUGAGGAGCAGCCUGUGAGAACGUCGUUGAUGGCGUUGUUGGCGGAGACCGAUAGGCAAAUGGGCUUAGAGGGUUCAGCCUACACGAUAGCUGGGGACGAGGAGGAAGAAGAGGAGACGACCGGCGGCUUAAACGGCGUAGAUUACAACAAUUGUUGCGUGUGCAUGGUGAGACACAAGGGGGCGGCGUUUAUCCCCUGCGGGCAUACAUUCUGCAGGCUGUGCUCCCGGGAGCUGUGGGUACAAAGAGGGAACUGCCCUCUCUGCAACAAUUACAUCGUGGAAAUUCUUGAUAUCUUCUGAUCAUCGUCUCAUCAAUUCUCUUCUACAAAAUCUCCCAAUAAAUCUUUUUUUAUGUGUCCAUUUUUACUGGUAAAUAAGAGAUUUUCUUUUUUUUGUUCUUGGGGGGGCAGUUGGGGUCACCUACUGUGGGUGUAUGUGUAAUUGGGAAAUAGUGGAGUGGGGAGGAUUGAUGGGAAAAGUGUAAUCUUGUCAGUUUAUUGUUGAACAAGUGUGUGUAUUCAAAGACGUGGAAGGAGUGGCAUUCAAUAUACAGAUUUCCAGGUCGUUUGUUGGGUUAUUGUA
Sesamum indicum (sesame) is the source of this 1083-nucleotide messenger RNA. The record is from RefSeq and is a predicted model, not a curated record. Lineage: Eukaryota; Viridiplantae; Streptophyta; Magnoliopsida; Lamiales; Pedaliaceae.